This is a messenger RNA of Nematolebias whitei (Rio pearlfish), 402 nucleotides long. RefSeq names its product guanylin-like. The transcript is spliced from 3 exons. NCBI's taxonomy places the organism in Eukaryota, Metazoa, Chordata, Actinopteri, Cyprinodontiformes, Rivulidae. Bases 76 to 402 code for a protein of 108 amino acids. The record is from RefSeq and is a predicted model, not a curated record. Gene Ontology annotation, molecular function: guanylate cyclase activator activity. Gene Ontology annotation, cellular component: extracellular region.
CACACUGAGCAGGGCGACUGCUGAGAACAACAAGAAACAAACAGGCUGCAAAACAAACUGCUGUUAGCUGCCACCAUGAAGGCCACAAUCACCACCAUUACACUCGUUGUCCUGGCUCUUGGCAUGACUUCUGAAGCUGUGCAAGUUGAAGAAAAUGGAUUGUCUUUCUCGCUGGAGGCUGUUAAAAGAUUGCAGGAGCUGGCUGAGAGCAGAGCAAUGACCGGACAACAAAGCCCACGGCUCCGGGCGAGCACCAUGUCCUUCUGUGCUGAGCCCAUGCUGCCUCAGGAGCUGCUGCCCCUCUGUAAGCAGAGAGGAGGCUCUGCUUCCCUGAUCAGACUAGCUGCGGUUCCCAUGGAUGUGUGUGAGAUCUGUGCGUUCGCCGCCUGCACUGGUUGCUAA